Molecule: messenger RNA, 1325 nt
Organism: Lottia gigantea (owl limpet)
Lineage: Eukaryota; Metazoa; Mollusca; Gastropoda; Lottiidae
Exons: 6
Coding region: 54-359 (101 amino acids)
Biological process (GO): regulation of DNA-templated transcription
Cellular component (GO): DRM complex
Source: RefSeq, a predicted model, not a curated record
UGGCGAACCAAAGUGCGGGUAAUUCGCAUUUCGAUAACCGAGAUGAUGAGUUGAUGAGUUUAGAAAAAUUAGAUCGUGCAUCACCUGACUUAUGGCCUGAAAGAAUUCCUGGUGUCAAUGAUUUUGCCACUGUAAAAAGUCCUUCCCUGACAACAGAAGAAGCCCCACCAAAAUGGCUGGCUGAUUUAGAAAAUGAUGAUAUUGAGCUGUUACAAGAAUUUGGAAGUCUAACGAUGUCCCAGCUUAUGGAGAAAGUGAAAGGUUUACAGAAUUUAGCCUAUCAACUUGGUCUAGAUGAAGCUCGUGAAAUGACCAGAGGGAAAUUCCUGAAUAUUCUGGAGAAACCAAAACAAAGAUAAUUUUCUUUAAAAAAUUAUAAUUCUUCAUGCAUCAGUUUGAAGUCAAAACAGUAACUAUCUUAAAAAGAAUUUUAUUUCCUUAGUGAUCUCCAGUUGUGUAUAUUUAUUAAUCAUAUGUUUUGAAUGCAAUUCUCAAGUAACUGAGUUGUGAGUUGGGUUUGGAACUCAUGGCCACUUUCAUUAUUCAUCAACUGGUAAUCACUAUAGUGUAAGGGCACCCUAGAAUCAUAUUUCUUUAAAUGUACAAUCAUCCUCUUGGCUUGUGGUUUGCAUCAUAUUUUGCUCUCAGAUUUUAUUGUAAGUAUAAAUGAUAAAUCGCUGAAAAUCUUAUUAACAAUAGAUUAUUAUGGUGCUUUUGUAGAGUAUAAUAUUUGUCUUAGCAGCUAAUGUAAAUAUUUUAAUGCGUGUGCUUUAAAAUGGCAGCAGAUUUUCUGUUUGUUUUACUGUCUCUGUUGUUUUCUGUAAUAUAGAUUCACAUUAUGAUACAAGGACUGUAGGAGGUUUUCUGUAUCAGGGACAUCGAUUUGCACCAUUCUAAUAUUCAAUCAGACUUCAAUCACUCUAGAACUAAGUGUCUAUGGUAAAAACUGCUAAUAAUAUAAUAAGAACCUUUGCUAUAGUGACGUCAUGGAACGCUUACGUUUUGAGGAAUUACAAGAACCAGAUAAUUGGAAUGGUGCAAAUAGAUGAACACUAACACUAUACUCAAUGAUACAGGAAAAAAACAUCUGUAUUAGGUGAAAUUUAGGGCAAUGGUUUUUAAGAUUUAUCCAAGACUUUCAAGCAAAUUUGCGUUUGGAUCCUGUUUCACAAAAUCUUAAGCUUAAAAUUUACAUGUUCAGCACUUGUUCAUUGACGAUUGAUUUUGAUUAUGUAGAUUUUUUGUAUUGUUGAUUGUAAAAUAUUUGUGAAUUUGUUUUCUUGUAUUAUUGAUGAAUUAAUUUGUAAUAAAAUAUGUCAAUUUUU